AUGGCCCGCAGAGACCUUCGUGCGGUUCUCCAGACCCUUUCCGACCAGUCCCUCAAGACGUCGCGCCGUCUAGACGACACCUACUAUUCCAUCCUCGAGAAGGUCUCCGUACUGCGCCAGACCAUCGGAACGCUGCAAGAGCUCUCUGGCCUGACCAAAGAGCUCCACGAAAACUUCGAGUCGGACACGACAGAGUUGCUGGAGGAUGUGACGGGCCAAGUGGAAGCCUUCGAUGGCUUCAAAACACAACAGGAGCAAGUGAGCGGGUUAGAAGAGCGCAUCAAGGCGGGCAAAGAGAAAGCCGAUGCACUGACGGCGAGGCUCGAACGAGCCAAAGAGCGUGUCGAUGCGAGGGCCAAAUCGGAAGCGCAGUGGCAGGCGAAGAACACCCAUCGCGUGCGCAUAUUCUGGGCUAUAGUGGGCUUUGUAGCUGCACUCAUACUAGCUCUCGUUUUCUUCCGCCCGUCGCAACCGAUAGACAACUUACACGAACCGAAGAAUACACUCGAUCCUGCGACCAGGGAGGCAAUUCUGAAUGCCGACAUUCCAGACAUAGCAAAAGAGGCAAUUAUAGGGCCGUCGUCUAGUACUGCAGGUCCAAAAGUGGAGACCUCCGAAGCGCAGCCUGUACUGGAUGACGAUGAGCGACUGCGCGCAUUCGACGAGCUGUAA
Alternaria ethzedia is the source of this 672-nucleotide messenger RNA. RefSeq lists its product as uncharacterized. Lineage: Eukaryota; Fungi; Ascomycota; Dothideomycetes; Pleosporales; Pleosporaceae. The coding region runs from base 1 to 672 and encodes 223 amino acids. The transcript has 2 exons. The record is from RefSeq and is a predicted model, not a curated record.